This is a messenger RNA of Pogona vitticeps (central bearded dragon), 11956 nucleotides long. Lineage: Eukaryota; Metazoa; Chordata; Lepidosauria; Squamata; Agamidae. The record is from RefSeq and is a predicted model, not a curated record.
GAAUUUGGAACAUCAGUUUAUAACUCUUCAUCUACCACAGUGUCUUCUCCCCGAGAAAGAAAGUUUCGCAACAAAAUCUGUGAACCAUCCAAUACAUUUACGUGCUUUAAUGGAGGUGAGUGUAUGCACUGGCAGAUGUGUGACUGUAGCCGAUACAAUGCAACUGGCUCAAGAUGUCAGAUAGUACACAACACAGGAGCAGAACGAGACAACAUUUGCCGGACGUGGGGACAAUAUCAUUAUGAAACCUUUGAUGGGCUCUACUACUUUUUCUCUGGGAAAUCUACAUACUGUCUUGUCAGACAGAGUGAACUGGAUGAACAGAGCUUUUCCAUACAAGUCCAUAAUGAUCCAGAAUGCACAUCAUCUCCCUAUACCUGUAAACGGUCCAUAAGUUUAUACUUUUCUGGAGAUGAAGAAAUUAGAUUAAGUAGUGAGGUCAUCUAUAAAGGAAUGAGAAUCCAGCUACCUUCUACCAUAGGGAACAUGUACAUCCAAAGACUAGCUGGAUAUGUCAUUGUUAGACACCAGUAUGCAUUCUCUCUGGCUUGGGAUGGUACAUCUGCUGUUUAUAUUAAGAUGGCUCCUGACUAUGUGGGCAAAACCCAUGGAUUGUGUGGUAACAACAAUGCUAUUCUGCAAGAUGAGCUUGCCACUAGUUAUGGAAAAAUUACAGAGGACAUUGAAGAGUUUGUUGAAAGCUGGAGAGAGAGCCUUCCGCAAGAGAAUAUCCUCUCCAGGGAUGCCUCCUUUAGUUAUGAGCCACCCUGUCUGAUUAAAACCCAAGCAUUUCUACAGAGGACAUACAUACUAUGCAGCAUCCUGCUGUGGCCCCCCUUCAAAGAAUGUCAUGAGUUUGUCAGCCCAUUUCCUUUUAUGGCCAGCUGCACAAAUGACCUGUGCAUGUCAGGAACUGAUAAUGCAACUUGGUGCCGAGCAUUGACUGAAUAUGCAAGAACAUGCGCUCAAGCAGGAAAACCUCUCCAUGAGUGGCGGGCCCAGUUUGAGCAAUGUGUUGUUAAGUGUGAGGAACACCUUGUAUACCAUGAAUGUAUUGACUGUUGCCCAGUUUCAUGCCCGCAAAAAAGUCACUGUGUUGGUAGUGAGCUUCCCUGUGUCGAUGGAUGUUACUGUCCAGAUGGACUUAUUUAUGAAAACAAAUUAUGUGUAAGACCUACUGAAUGCCCUUGUGAUUACCAUGGAACUGUUCACAGAUCUGGUGCUGUAGUUUAUGAGGAAUGCAACAAUUGUACAUGUGUUGGAGGCAAAUGGAUUUGCACAAAUCUUACCUGUCCAGCUGAAUGUUCUGUUUCUGGAGAUAUGCACUUCAUGACGUUUGAUGGACACAAGUAUACCUUUCAGGCUACCUGUCAGUAUAUUCUGGCAAAAAGUCGCACCUCUGGAAAAUUUGCUGUGAUUCUCCAAAAUACUCCAUGUGGGCAGAAUCAAGAUGGAUCAUGCAUCCAGUCAGUCAGUCUAAUUCUCAAUCAAGAUUCCAAGAGUCAAGUGACACUGACUCAUUCAGGAGAUGUUUUGAUAUCUGAUCAAUACAAGGUUAAUUUGCCUUAUAUUGAUGAUUCCUUUGAAGUAAAGAAACUUUCCUCUGUAUUUUUGCAAGUCAAGUCACAUAUUGGAUUACAGAUUCUUUAUGAUCAAGCCGGUUUGAGGCUCUAUCUUGAAGUUGAUGCUAGUUGGAAAGAUGAUACUGUAGGGUUGUGUGGAACUUUCAAUGGAAACACUCAAGAUGACUUUUUGUCUCCAGUUGGAGUGGCAGAAAGUACCCCUCAGCUUUUUGGAAAUUCCUGGAAAACUUCAUCAGCUUGUGUUGCUGAGCAUGGUAAUUCACCAAUGGAUCCAUGUGAUAUCCAUCUGCAAGCAGCUGCUUAUGCAACAGAAGUGUGCAGCAUCAUGACGAAAGAAGUCUUUGCCCCAUGCUAUUCCUAUUUGAGUCCUCUUCCCUAUUUUGAACAGUGUAGAAGAGAUACCUGUAAAUGUGGGCAGAUCUGCAUGUGCUCCAUUGUAUCCCAUUAUGCUCAUCUGUGCCACAGAUAUGGAGUGGAGAUAGACUUUCGCAGUAAUGUCCCUGAAUGUGCUCUUUCAUGUGAAGAUACAAUGGAGUACAGUGUCUGUGUAUCUACCUGUGGGAGAACUUGCCAAACGCUUUCUGUGCCAGAGACAUGCAAUGAUGAUUGUGUUGAAGGCUGCACCUGUCCCCCUGGAAUGUAUUUGAACAUCAAAAUUGACAGAUGUGUGCCACGAAAUGAGUGCCCCUGCUAUUUUCAGGGCAUUGACUACCCACCUGGAGAAAACAUAAUUACAUCUCUGGGAAAGUGCCGUUGUGAAGAUGGAAUAAUGAACUGUGAGGAAGUCGACACUGUUCACAACUGUCCAGAUGGCCAGAUCUAUGUAAACUGUAGUAAUCCACACACUAUGGAACUUGGCAGGGAAAGAACAUGUGAAAAUGAACUACUAAACCUCACUCUUUCUUCACAUCUUGCCUGUUUUUCAGGAUGCACUUGCCCUCAUGGCCUUGUUAAACACAGUGGUGAAUGUUUCAAGCCAGAGGAAUGUCCAUGUUCUUGGAAAGGCAAGGAAUACUUCCCUGGGGACAAAGUAAUUUCUUCUUGCCAUACAUGUGUUUGCCAUCAUGGAUCAUUUGAAUGUACUUUCUACCCCUGCCCAUCAAUGUGUACUGCGUAUGGAGAUCGCCAUUACAGAACUUUUGAUGGACUUUCCUUUGAUUAUGUUGGAAAUUGUAAGGUUUACAUGGUUAAGAGUUUCUCAAUUACUAGUUUUUCAGUCAUCAUAGAAAAUGUUAGUUGCUUUAAUACUGGAAUCAUUUGCAGGAAGUCUAUUUUCAUUAACAUUGGAAAAUCAUUCAUAAUAUUUGAUGAUGACACUGGAGAUCCGAGUUCAUUGAGUUUCAUAGACAAAUUACAACAAAUAUUUAUAUGGAAGGCUGGAUUUUUUACAAUUGUAUAUUUUCCUAAUGAACACAUCACAAUAAUGUGGGAUCAAAGGACAACUGUUCAUGUGGAAGCAGGGCCUCAGUGGCAGGGUGAGCUAACUGGGUUAUGUGGGAAUUUUGACUCCAAAACAAUAAAUGAAAUGAGGACUCCAGAAAAUUUUGAGUUGACCAAUGCACAAGAGUUUGGGAGUAGCUGGACAGCAGUAGAGUGUGUUGACAGCUCUGACAUUCAGCAUCCAUGCAUUUUAAAUCCACUCAGAGAACUGUUUGCCAAGAAGGAAUGUGGAAUACUGUUAAGUGAAGUGUUCGAAUCUUGCCAUCCAGUGGUUGAUGUCACUUGGUAUUACUCAAAUUGUUUGACAGACACAUGUGGUUGUAACCAGGGAGGGGAUUGUGAAUGUUUCUGUACAAGUGUCUCAGUCUAUGCACAUCAGUGCUGUCAACAAGGAGUUAUGGUAGACUGGAGAUCCCCUAGAUUGUGUCCUUAUGACUGUGAAUAUAUCAACAAAGUUCUGGGAAAGGGUCCUUACAUGCUGGUCAGCUACUUGGAUGGAAAAGUUGCACUUGGUGCCAAACUACUGGAUGGUUCUGUUUUUCAAGCAAGAAGAGAUUCCUUUGCUCCUGGGGAUGCAGUGAACUUCAUGCUGACAUCAGGGCUGUAUAAGCCCAAAGCACAUGAUCCAAGCUUGGUUUCAUUUGAAGCGGCUGACAGACCAAAUUACUUUCUUUCUUUAGUUUCCAAUAAUACACUGGUUCUUUCUAAGUGGGAACGAAACGAGAGUUUUCAGAAUAGAUCAACAUUUGCUAUCCACAAAAACACGUGGCUUUCAGGAUAUAGUUCCUUUGAAUCAUUUGCAGUGCCUGGAGCCUUUAUCCACAUUUCAGCGUCAUCUGUGAAUGUUGUAAAGUACCAUCACUCUGAGGCUUUCAGACUGUCGACUCUUUUUGAACUUGUAGAUACCAAGUUAACAUUUCUAACCCAUUCAACGUGCGAAUGGCGCUAUGAUGUUUGUACAAGCCCAUGUUUCAAAACAUGCAGAGAUCCUUUGGCAGAACACUGUCAGACUGUACCAAAAGUAGAAGGAUGUGUUCCUAUGUGCCCUCUGAAUAUGGUCCUGGAUGAAGUCACUCAGAGAUGUGUCUAUUUUGCAGAUUGCAUUGAACCCACAGCUGAUGUACGGAUACCACCCUCCACUUUUGAGACCCAUACAACUUCUGAGGCUCAUCAAACCUCUAUAGCAAAGCUGAGUGAAAAAGCAUCUUCUUCUCCAAGCCCAGCAUCAAAAGACAGAGCAACAACCCAUGCAUUCACAGAAGCAACCUUUUCUACUCCUCUGUUACGAAAUAUUACAGUUCUAAUGACAUCUAAUAUUUCAACCCACACAACCUUUGAUAAAAGUACAAUUCCAGUGUCUUCACCGCUAGUGUUGAAUGUUAGCUUCCCUUCUGCAGCUGUUGUUACUCUAUCAGCAAGUACUGUAGGUACAGGCACUUUGCCUAGUAAACAGACGAGUAGUAGUACAAUACCUUCAGCCCUUUUAACAUCUGUGAUCACUGAAGCAGAAAGCAAAAUUCAGACUACUAUUAUGACUCCAUCCGUCAUUCCAGAUUUUAGUUUACCUGCCACAGCUAUCGCAGCAUCAGAAACAAAAGUAACAGGUACUCAGAGUUUCCACACAAAAGAAACGGAAAGAAAACCUGAAAUUAUUACAGAAGGCAAAACUUCUUUUCUAGGGACAUUAAGACCAGAAAGAACAAGUCAUUUUUCUACCAAAGCCACAUUGCCAGUUUUGGAACUAUCCUCGUAUUUGCCAACAAUGAAUCAAACCACAACUUUGGACAGAACAAAACUGGGUGUAAGUCAGCCAUCUGUAAUGGUCACCAAUGUCACUUUAACUUCAUUUUCUCCUUUAUUUACUACUUUAUCAACACUAAGGCCAACUGUUAGUCCAGUUCCUUCAGAAACAACAAAAAUAACAAUUCCUUUAGUUGAAGAAGGAAUUAAGACCAUGCUUAUUCCAGCACCUCAAAUGCUUACGCAGUCUACCACCAUAAUCCCUACAAAUCAAAGCAUGCUGUUUUCUACUGUUAAAAAAGGAAUGGUACAAACAUCAAGCAUUACACAUCCACCGCAUUUGUAUUUUUUUCCAUAUUUAUCUACUGUCUCAAAACCUGCCAUAUUUUCUUCCACACACUCUAAAUUAUCUGAUACAAAGUCUCCAACAUCAAUAGAUUCAAAAGAAGUUUUACAAACUGGACUGACAAGUGAGUAUUCACCAUUUAGACAGCCAAGUGUAACAGAGUCUGUAUUAGUUUCAUAUAGUCAUCCACCAUCAUCCCAUGGAACAAGAGCCACACCUUUGUCUACUCAGACGAUCUCCAAAAGGACAACCCCCUUGGAAUUGCAAACACUCACUUCAAUUUCCCUUAAAACAUCUAAAGAAUACAAACCACCUUUGUCCCUGAAAACCACAAAGAUUAGUGUUGUACAAGAUUAUCUUGGUGCUACAGCAAAACCAGAAACAACAAAAACUGAUUUUACACAAGAAAUUACAACCCUGCUUGUCCAAGUUCCAUUGGAAACUAAAAGGACUGAACAUGUUCAAGCAACUGGAUAUCCAUUUACUCUGCAUGCUACAGCAGCUACAGAAAGAGUAGCAGCACUUCUUGGCACUGUGGAGUCAGACAAAACCACUAGUGUACAUACAAGAAAGUCUUCCACCACUUCACUUCCAGUGUCCAUUUCUGCAAGAACAUUGUCAAAGGAAGUCACUAGUUCUAUGCCUUCAUCAGCUGAAGCUCAGGAAACCAUGUCUGCUACUCUGCCUCCGACAACAUCAAGGACUACCUCAUUGUUUUCAUUGUUGCCCAUUACAACAGAGCCACCAAGCACAGUAACCUCAAUAUCAACUCCAGAGUUGACAGAAGCUUUAGGUAGCACCAGUGUUACUUCAUCCCCAUACACUCAACUUAGCGGCCAGUCAUCAGCUGUCAAAGAAUUAGCAUCAACUGAAAGAGUGUCAACCUUCUCUUCUGUUUCUCUUCCUCUAAAAGCACUUGCUGCCACCCAGUACCUGACAAAGACAACCGUUUCCCCAUAUACUUCAACACAAAAAUUACCUGAGACAGCAACCACUGCAGAAGAGCCAGCUGAGAUAGUUAAAUCACCUGUAACUUCUGAGGUGACUUUUUCUGUUCAUACUUCUCCAGUCGAAGGGAUUUCUUCUGUUUUGAAAGAGGAAAUUACUUUUCCAUAUUUUACAGAAGAAAAACAGGGAUCUUCACCAGCUUCGAAAGCUUACUUAACAACAAAAGCUACUACUACAGCUUACCAUGUUCCUGUUGAACCAGGAAGGACUGAUAUUCCUCUCAAAAGUACUUUUAGCACAACUGAGUCAGCAGCCAAACUUGCUGUGCCCUCUCUGUUCCAGAGUUUUUCACUACCAGUUGUUCCUUCUACUGGACUUACUUCUGUAUUUUUGUCAAAAAUUCCUUUAACAAGUGGCAAAGAGGUAACUGAAGCACUGAAAAGUGAUAUAAGUCUUCAUCAGACAACAAUUUUAACAUCAACUGAAAAAGCUACUGACUUUUCUGAUGAUGGAAAACCUCAGUUUUCUACUUCCGAAGCUUCAUCUAUCACAGAAGGGGAAGUAGUAGAGUUUUCUCAUACUGAAAAAUCAAAAACAGACUUACCCACCACAAAGCAAGUAUUGACUACUUCUAAAAUACUCACAUCUAGCACUUCACUUCCUGUAUCAGAGUCAACAUCUCCUCCAUUGUAUACAUUAGGAGCACCAGAAACAUCUGUUGUGAGCCAAACAGACACACUAGAGGGGACAUUUUUAAUGCCAGUAGUAUCAACACCUGUCAUGUCAACCAGUAAAAACAUUACAAGGAUUUCAGUUUUAUCUAAGCAAGUACCACUUUCUACUGUUUCGUAUACUCCAACAUUCCCUGCUAUUAGAGUUACACCAGCUACCCCAUAUUUUACAACUACAAUAGAAUCAGUACCUCUAGGAAUAAGUGGUCUUACAACACAGAGUGUCACAAAAUCAUUAGCAGAGAAAACAGCAGGAAUAAGAGAAUCUAUCACAACAUCCAUAUAUUCAGUGCCUUCUGUUGCUUCAGAAGCAAAGGGUAUCACAUCUGGAGUAGCAGCAACUGGUAGACAAUCAUUGGUUACAAAGCUUCCUAUAUCACCUUCAACCUCCAAACAUUUACUGACUUCCCUCAGUUCUACUCUCCUAGCUACGGUAUCUAAGAGGCCAUCUAUAAUGGAAGUCCCCACAUCCUCCAUUGAUUCUUUACUGAUACCACCAGUACACCCAAAUGCUACAGUAACCAUACCAGUUCCCACCAAUUUAUCUACAAAAUCAGUUCAUGAUUUUGCUACAGCAUAUUCUCCAAGAUUAACUGUGGUUGAAACUGGAGUUACAACAUCUCUUUUCAUGCCAUCUAAAGAAACAGCAACAUUGCCGGCAUGUGUACCAAUCACCGAGAAUGAAUGCAUAAAACACAUUUGCUUAGAUGGACAACUGAUCCAAGUUAACAAAUCACAGAACUGUCCAUACAAUUCAACCAAACCCAGUUGUGGAUUUCUUGGACUUGCUGUUCAGAUUAAUGGAGACAAAUGUUGUCCAAAAUGGGAAUGUGCAUGUCGAUGCACAAUCUUCUCUGAUCUAAGCAUUAUCACUUUUGAUGGACAUCAUCUGUCCUUAUUUAAGGAAGCAUCUUAUGUUGUCAGUCAAACCCAAGAUGAAAUCAUAAGUGUUCAUGUUGCUGAUUGCAGAAACACUCACAGGGGCAUUUUAACGUCUACUAAACUGUGUCCAACGAUGCUGAAUUUAACAUACAUGUCUAAUCAGAUUGUCAUUGAUCGCUUAAACAGAAAGAUAGCUGUCAACUCAAGAAAUGCAUGGCCUACUAUUAGAAAAUAUGGAUUUUUAAUUGAGGAUACUGGCUUCAUGUAUGUGAUUGAAACCCCAACAAGUGUUAGAAUACAGUGGUUUCACUCCACUGGAGUGAUGGUAGUAGAUCUUAAUGGAACCAGCUAUCCAAAGCCAGUGGGACUUUGUGGUUUCUGUGAUGGAAACUCAACCAAUGACCUCAUGCUACCCAACAUGACUGUUCUGAACACUGUGGGUUCUUCAGUUAUCUUUACUGAUACCUGGCAGGUGCCAAACACACUGAAGUAUAUUGGAAAACCAAGAACCUAUGAAACUAACUGUUCAGUCAUGGAUUGUUCACCUUGUUUAAAUAUGUUGUUGAACCAAACAUUCAGCAGCUGCCAUCCUCAUGUUUCUCCAGAUUCUUUUUGUGAUUUGUGGGUCCAAGACACAGAAUAUAUUCAGAAUCCAUGUAUAGCACUGGCUGCUUACGUUGCCAUGUGUAACAAAUUUAAUGUCUGCAUAGAAUGGAGGAGUUCCAGUUACUGCUCCUUUCCAUGUCCAGAUAGUUUCUCCUAUAAGGCUUGUAUAUCGGCCUGUGAUACUCCAAGUACUUGCCAGAGUGUGGACCCAGUACCUCAGGAUACAGACUCUUGCUUAAUAAUGACAGAAGGGUGUGUGUGCACAGAAGGAACAAUCCUCCACCGUCUUCAUUCUGCUGUCUGCGUCCUAGAGGAGAAAUGUGCUUGUACAGACAGCUUUGGAGUGCCCCAUGCAGUGGGCGAGACUUGGAAAACCUCCCCCAGUGGAUGCUGCAUGCACAAAUGUGUUGACAACGAGACCAUUGCUCCUGUGGAAUACAACUGUUCAGUUAGUCAUGACUUCGAAUGCCAGCGCUUUGGGGAAGUGGCCCUUCUUGUUCCAGACAAUCAGUCCUGUUGUCACCAGAAAAUCUGUACUUGUAAUCAGAGCCUGUGUAAAGCAUCUGUUCCUGAAUGCAAAGGUCUGGAAAAAUUGGCAGCCUAUUACCAGGAUGAUUCUUGCUGUCCUAAUUAUAUUUGUGAAUGUGAUCCAGAAAAAUGUGAGUCCAUGGAGGAGAUUCCAAACUGCCGAGCAGAUCAAACCCUGAUUGCUGCCCAUGUAGAAGGCACAUGCUGUGUAUCCUAUAUCUGUGCAUGUGGAAUUUGCUCUGACCAAAUUCCAGAGUGUCAAGAAGGUGAAGUCCUUACCAUAGAUAGCAAUACUACUGACAGAUGUUGUCCUGCUUACCAGUGUGUUUGUGAAACCUAUCGUUGCCCUCAAUUUAAGUGUGUCUUAGGAAUGUCCUUGGUGGAAGUGUGGAGUCCAGAGAAGUGUUGUCCGUAUCGUAGAUGUGAGUGUGCAUGUGACACAAUUCCUAAGCCUCAAUGUAAACUGGGAGAGAAAAUGAUUAUAGAUGAAGAAUUCCAGAACAACACAGAAAAUGUUUGUCACUGCACUAAGUACAAAUGUUCAAGAGACAAAGUGUGUCUGAGCAGUGAGAGAGGUGUUCUUCGUCCAGGACAGUCGAUUGUUGAACACUCUCCUGAUGGUGUUUGCCACACUUCCUACUGCACAAGCGUAAUUGACCCUGUUACCAAGUACUAUCAGUUAAAUAUCUCCACUGUAGAUUGUGCGGCAAGGUGCAAAUCUCACGAAGUGUAUGAACCUCCAAAAGAUUUAACAACCUGUUGUGGAAUGUGUAAGAAUGUCUCCUGUAUCCACACUUUCAACAAUGGAACACUUUCGCAUUUCAAGCCUGGCAGCACUUGGAUUUCAAACUGUGUCAGAUAUGACUGCAAAAACACACCACAUGGACCUGUUCUAAUUACAUCAUCCAUCAGUUGCCCACCAUUCAAUGAAACAGAAUGUGUGAAGGUUGGUGGAUAUAUUGUGCCAUUCCUAGAAGGAUGCUGCAAGACAUGCAAAGAAGAUGGAAAAUUCUGUAAAAAAGUAACUGUUCGGAUGACAAUUCGCAAAAAUGAUUGUCGAAGUAACACACCGGUAAACAUUGUUUCCUGUGAUGGAAAAUGCCCUUCUGCAAGCAUCUAUAAUUAUAACAUUAAUGCCUAUGCAAGAUUCUGUAAAUGCUGCAGGGAACUUGGGCUGCACAAACGCAACGUGCAGCUGUAUUGCAGUGGCAACUCAACCUGGGUCAGCUACACAAUUCAAGAACCCACAGACUGUUCUUGCCAGUGGUCAUGAAACAAAAUUGUAAAAGAAAUCAGUAUGCUCAAAGUCUUUCAAAGGAAGUAAUCAUAUUGCCAGAAUCAUGAUUGUAGGGAAUUUAUGCCUCACCCUUUGCCAAUGUAGUUGUCAACACUUAGAGAGAACAGCAAUAUCGAUUUAAAUAAAAACCAUGAUGUUCUGAGCAGUUCCACUUAACAGGUUAAUUUUCUGCAAUGACAUUUUGAAAACAAAAUCUUACAAGACUAAACUCAUUCUGGGGAUUGGUUAAUGUAAUGUACUUGGCUGCUUACCUAAUACAAAAUGCAGGUAGCCUUCUUGUGACAGCAAUGUAACGCAUGAAGAGGGAACUCAGAGUAAUACUGUGUCAGCAGUAACUAUGACCAGGGAAUUUAAGAAAUUCUCUUUCUCUUGUUCAUGGAAGUUGUUGCUAUAUUAUCUUGUUAAUUCAGUGCUUUGUUUUAUGACAGGAAUUGCUAAAUGUACAAAUGUUGUCAAUUGUAGUAUAUCAAGCACUGUAGAAUCACUUUUUUAAAAAAGGAAAAAGGGCCUAUUCCAGGUCUAGUUGCAAACAAAUAGUUGUAUAUAACUCCUAAUGGUCCCUGAUGCGGAGGUAAAUUCUGCUGGGCAUCAAAAAAUGAAUCCAAGCAGUUCUGUUAGAAGGAAACUGGCAUGUGUUGCCAGAUAUGCAUCAAUAGCUUAUGCGUAUGGAAUUCAGUAGCAUAAAGUGCUCUCUUGCUACUUUCAGCCCUUAAUAUUUUUAUAGCUAGACUUUUAUUACCUCCCCCCCCCUUUCUCACACACAAACAGAGGCACUUGAGGUUAUGCAUGAUUGGGCCCCUCUUGUUAAUUUUAAGAUCUUGCAACAUGUGCCAACUUAAAAAAGAGAAGGAAAUGCUAUUCAAAGAGACUAUGGGACACAAUAACACUGAUUUCUGUGGAAGCCUGAUGAAGUCUGUCGUGACCAUAAUACCACUUUUUAUGGAAAACCAUUUUCAGGUGGCAUAGUAUCUUAAAUAUAUUGCAGUUAGAGUUUAUACAAACUGGGUGCCUGUCACAGUAAAUAGCAAGAAAGGUAUCAGUAUGAAGAAUAUGUAUUGACAAUGAGAGCACAAGGCAAAUGGUGUAAUAUGCAUGUUUAUCAGGGAAAUAUUUUCAUUAUUGAAAACUGUAUAUAGGAACACGUUCCCUGGUAUGAUAUAUGAUCUUAAACAAUAGUCUGUGAUAUUUUUAUGCAAAAACAUAUUUUCUAUGCGAUAUAAAUCUCCUACCUAGGUUACCCAAUUUAAAUACUAGCUGUAUAUAUAUCUUUAAAACAGUACAGCAAACUAAAGAAAUGUAUCAGUUUAAUAAGAGGGGAAAAAGCUUUUUUCCCUGUACUUUAUAUGAAAAUAAUUAGUUUGCCUUUUAAAGCGUAUCGCUUAGGAGAUGUGACACUCACCUAUGUUUUAAUGAGAAUAGCCAGAGUACUUCUCUGUUGGCAUGCUUAGUUUAGGGUGGGUGGGAAUGGCAGGAGUUUAUUUUCUCCCUGAACAGUCACCUCUUGGUACUGCAUUUCAAACUACUACUGAAAAUCAAAAAGAAUUUCAGAAGAAGUUUAUGAUUUCUUACUGGAAGGCAGCAACUUCCAGCAGACAAUGUUGAGUUUUAAAAACUACUAGAAUGCCCAGGCAUUUCCUAUCUCUAAAUAGUAUAUUUUUGUUUAAAAUAGGUACCCUGAAAACUUCAUGGUUUUGAAGGAAACAAGCUACAGUUACUUCAAAGAGAAUACUUUUCUCAAAGCAGUCCAUAUCUAAUACUGUACUAAACACAUGGGCCCAUGGUGAUAUGCAAACCAGGGUCUUAUAGAUAAUGUGUGGAUUUUUGCUAUUUGGAGAAUCUGUAUUGCCAAGCAUUG